Tetrahymena thermophila SB210 is the source of this 825-nucleotide messenger RNA. RefSeq names its product purine nucleoside phosphorylase. Gene Ontology annotation, molecular function: purine-nucleoside phosphorylase activity. Lineage: Eukaryota; Ciliophora; Oligohymenophorea; Hymenostomatida; Tetrahymenidae. Gene Ontology annotation, biological process: nucleoside metabolic process. The record is from RefSeq and is a predicted model, not a curated record. The transcript is spliced from 2 exons. Gene Ontology annotation, cellular component: cytoplasm.
AUGACUAACUAUAAAUCGGCUUUAGAAGCAACAUAAUUUAUCAAGUCAAAGAUUAAUAAUUUAAACCCAUAAAUUGCUAUCGUAUUGGGUAGUGGUUUAGGAAAUUUCGGAGAUGAAAUUUAAGAUAAAAUCGAAAUUCCUUAUGGAGAUAUUCCCCAUUUCAAAAAAACAUAAGUAAUAGGUCAUGCUGGAAAACUUAUUUUUGGUAAAGUCGAAGGAGUAGAAAUAGUUUGUAUGUAAGGAAGAUAUCAUUUUUAUGAAGGGCAUACAAUCCAAGAAUGCGUGUUCCCAAUCAAAGUAUUUAAGCUUUUGAAUAUUAAGAUUCUUAUACUUACUAAUGCAGCUGGAGGAUUAAAUGAUUCUUAUGAAAGUGGUGAUCUUAUUCUAAUAAGAGAUCACAUAAACAUGCUUGGUAUUAAUCCUUUAAUUGGGUUAAAUGAAGAAGAGUUCGGACCCAGGUUCCCAGAUAUGUCUAUCACUUAUACUCCUUAGCUUUUGGAAAAGGCAAAAAAAGUCAUGAAAGACUUAAAUAUAUCUAUAAAAACAGGAACUUAUGCUGGCUUAAGAGGCCCUAAUUAUGAAACUCCAGCAGAAGUAUAAAUGCUUAGAACAUUUAGAGCUGAUCUUGUUGGAGCUAGUACUGUUUAUGAAGCUAUAGUAGCAAGCCAUAUGAACAUACAAGUAUUAGGUAUUUCAUGUGUAUCAAAUAUGGGAGCUGGAAUAUCUAAAACUCCUCUAUCUCAUUAAGAAAUUAUUGAUGUUUCUAAUAGUAUUAAAUCUAAAUUUUCGAAUUUAGUUAAGAAUUUAAUUCCAAAUUUGUUAUGA